Molecule: messenger RNA, 1977 nt
Organism: Xiphophorus couchianus (Monterrey platyfish)
Lineage: Eukaryota; Metazoa; Chordata; Actinopteri; Cyprinodontiformes; Poeciliidae
Product: prohibitin-2-like
Exons: 10
Coding region: 91-1002 (303 amino acids)
Biological process (GO): mitochondrion organization
Cellular component (GO): mitochondrion; membrane
Source: RefSeq, a predicted model, not a curated record
UACAUUUCCCAUGAUCCUCGACGGACACGGAAAUACGUCAUCACCCGUGACCUUGUUGUCUCUUCCCAUUCGGUUUUCUAACAGGACAGCAUGGCGAACAAGGAGCCAGGUGGUUUUCUGCAGCAGCUGCGGCAGAUCGCUGGCAGGAUGUCCUCUGGACCCCGGGGAGCAGGAACCGGACUGAAGCUCCUGAUCGGAGCUGGAGCUCUGGCUUACGGCGUAAAGGAAGCUACAUACACAGUGGAAGGAGGACAUCGAGCCAUCAUCUUCAACAGGAUCGGUGGGAUGGAGAUGAACACAGUGCUGGCUGAAGGUCUCCACUUAAGGAUCCCUUGGUUCCAGUACCCCAUCAUCUAUGACAUCAGAGCCCGGCCCAGGAAGAUCUCCUCCCUCACAGGAAGCAAAGACCUGCAGAUGGUGAGCGUGACGCUGCGGGUUCUGUCUCGGCCGCUGGCCUCCAACCUGCCGGUUCUGUACCAGCAUUUGGGUCAGGACUACGAUGAGCGGGUUCUGCCCUCCAUCGUUAACGAGGUUCUGAAGAGCGUGGUGGCCAAGUUCAACGCCUCGCAGCUCAUCACCCAGAGGGCCCAGGUGUCGCUGCUGAUCCGCAGGGAGCUGUUUGAGCGAGCCAAAGACUUCAGCAUCAUCCUGGACGACGUGGCCAUCACCGAGCUGAGCUUCAGCCGCGAGUACACGGCCGCCGUGGAGGCCAAGCAAGUCGCCCAGCAGGAGGCGCAGCGGGCCCAGUUCUACGUGGAGAAGGCCAAGCAGGAGCAGAAGCAGAAGAUCAUCCAGGCUGAGGGCGAGGCGCAGGCCGCCAAGAUGCUGGGCCUGGCCGUGACGAAGAACCCCGGCUACCUGAAGCUCCGGAAGAUCCGGGCAGCCCAGAACAUCGCCAAGACGGUGGCGCAGUCCCAGAACCGAGUGUACCUGAACGCAGACAGCCUGGUGCUCAACCUGCAGGACAGAGACAGCUUCAGGCUGUCGCUGUCCACGAAGUAAGACGUCUCCUCUUCAUCAUCUUCCUCUUCCUCGGCGCCCGUUUCCCAUCAUCCCCCUCUCCGUCCAGCCGUCCCGAUCAGAACCCAAACCGGGCCUCAGAAUUCUGGUUCCGCUCAGAUAAACCCGACCCGGAAUGAUGCGAGUUCCCUUCAGAGACAGAGGGAUGUCAGUCGGACUUCUUCACAGAACCGGACCGGAUCAGGAGGCCGGUUCUGAUCCGGUUCCAGCAGCAGGACAGACUCCACCUGGACUGACGAUCUGUCCUCCUAAGGCCGGUUCUGCCAGGACCCGGGUCCAAACCCGGUACAGAUGGGCUGCACUGAAGCUGAAGGCCUGGUUUACUCUGACCCAUGGAAGAGGUUCUGAACCCGACCCGGAUGUUCUACAGAACCAGCCUGAAAGCAGCGCCGGGUUCUGGGCCGGUUCUGACAUUAAGCUCGGCCCGGUUCUGUUGUUCUGGAAUUGGAUCAGUUCUAAUCGCUCAAAUACUGAUAAAUGCUCUACAGACCAGGUCAGUUUGGUUCUGGUUCUGGUCGGGUCCAGAUUUGUCCUUAACUCAAGAUUAUAGAAAUGAAAUGAAAUCAUCAGUUAAAUCAGAACCAGGUUCCUCCAUGUUAGGUUUGGACCGGGUUCUGGUCGGUACCAGACGGAUCGGACCGGGACGGUGGUUCUGUUGAUUUAACUGGUUCUAAAUAUAAUGUCUCAUAUUUCCGACCUCACACAGGAUUUCCAUAUUUGGUCGUGUGUCACGUUUAGCCGCUGACAUCACUUUGAUUCACCGGCUGGUUUGUAGUUCUGGCUGAAGGAUCAAACUACAAACCCCAGAAUGCAGUGGGGCAGCAGCUCCUGUCCUGUCAUUGAUCAUGGCGUCUGGCUGGAGGAGAACGGUUCCUAUGAAGAUCAACUGGAGCUGGUAGAAACCAGAGUUCUCUUCCUGGUUUGGAUUCAAAAUAAAAUCCAGUUUUUUAUACCAGA